Molecule: messenger RNA, 2055 nt
Organism: Symbiodinium sp. CCMP2456
Lineage: Eukaryota; Dinophyceae; Suessiales; Symbiodiniaceae
Source: the annotation of a GenBank genome assembly
AUGACGUUUAGCCGCUGCCACAGCCCUCCACCGGGUACCGAGAGUUUGGACUACGACCUUCACGAGAGCCCCAUGAUUAUGCAGUUUGUGAACAAUCAGCAGAUGGCGCUGAGUCAGGGGAACUGCUUUCUCCGAACUUUGGGUCAGAGUAGCCUCUGGAGGCAGAACGGCCGGGGUAUCAUCCGCUGGCUCAUCAUCUGCCUAGCGGGGCUUAGCACAGGCUUCGUUGCCUCGAUGAUCGACCUGGGCCUGGGUUAUUUUCAGAAGCUGGAGUUCUUCCUUCUGAAAUCCAGCAUCAAGGCCAGCGAUCACUGGGCCUCGACGUAUUUCGUCUUCUUGGCAUUUCGCAUGGUGUUGGCCAGCGUGGCAGGCUUCUGCGUCUGUUUCGUGGAGCCUUUGGCUGCUGGAUCUGGAAUCCCCGAGAUCAAGUCUUUCCUGAACGGUAUUCACAUGCCCCGGAUGCUGGAUGUCAAGACCCUGGUGGCUAAAGCGGUCGGCGUGAUGUUCAGCGUGGGGGCCGGCCUGCCUUGCGGCAAGGAAGGACCGAUGAUCCACAGUGGCGCCAUUUGCGGGUCGCUGACCUCUCGGGUCUUUUGGACCAACCGCCUGCGGCCGAUAAACAUGGACAAGGAGCAGCGGGAUCUUGUGACUGCUGGUGCGGCAGCGGGCGUCUCCGCCGCCUUCAGCGCUCCAGUGGGUGGCGUCCUUUUUGCCAUCGAGGAGGGUGCCACGCAUAUGAGCGUGGACAUCAUGCUCAAAACCUUCGUUGCUGCUGCCUGUGCCGCCCUGGUGGUGCGAUUCUUCCACUCCGGCUUCGACACGGGUCUUUGGGGAAUGCUGGGCUCGGCGGUGCCCCUGGAGUUCGGCGCGCUGCCGGAUCUCCGCUAUUCCAUUUGGGAGCUUCCCUUGUUUGCCUUAGUCGGAAUCCUCGGCGGUUUGAUGGGCGCCUUGUACAACUGGCUCAACGUGAAGCUCACGAGAGUCAGGAUGAGGUUCAUUGGCCCCACUGGCUGGCGGCGGUGGUUCGAAGUCCUUGUCCUCACCUUUGUCGUCUCCACCAUCAAGUUCCUUGUGCCUGUGGUUCUGAUGGAUGGCGUGGGCAAUGUCUUCGGCUCUGUGAAGCAGACGCUGUGGUGGUCUGAACAAGCAGAAGGCGUCAAGGCCAUCUUCCACCAGGAAAUGACGGUAUCGGAUAUGGCCAUUCUAGGCACGGUGCAAUUUUUCAUUGCCUGCUGGACGUACGGCGCCGGCGUUCCGAGCGGGCUCUUCCUACCCUCGCUCUACCUGGGCGCUGCUUGGGGAAAGCUUCUGGGAAUGGGCUUUUACUAUGCUGGAAUGCUGCACCACAUCAGCGAUGCGGACAAGUACGCCUUCGUUGGCUCUGCUGCUGCGUUAUCUGGACUCGGGCGGAUUACGAUCUCGCUCUCCGUUAUUGUGAUGGAGUGCACCAUCAACAACCAGUUCGGCGUGCCGCUCUUCCUCGCCACAAUGCUGGCCAAGUGGGUGGGUCAACUCUUCAACGAGGGGAUUUACGACCUGCACCUGGAGUUGAAGCAUGUGCCCCUUUUGGAGCCAAUGGGUGGCAAGGAGCUUCUCGACCUGCGUGCCAUGGACAUCAUGGCCCGGGAAGUCAAGACUCUGCCAGCCUGCGCUCCCGUCAAGCAGCUGGUGGGAUUGCUACAGGACGAGAGUCACAACCAUCACGGGUUUCCCAUCAUCGACAUGCCCUCGGGUGUCUUCUUGGGCCUCAUCCGACGCAGCGAGCUCCUGCACGUCCUGGAGAGAGGCAAGAAGUUUAACUUUUACGCCAAUCGCCAGGGCGCCUUCGGGGAUCAGAAGGAUCUCGUGCAUCCGAUGGUGUACAAGCUUUCGCCUGACGAGAUUCUAAACCAGAUCUCCGAAGAGGACUUGGACAAGCAGGCACCCAUUGAGAUGAAGGAGCCCGGUCGACCUCUUUCGGGCGAGGGGGGUUCCAAUCAGAGCCAGAGUUGCGUCUUCAAGAUUCGUGACGCAGCAUGGGGAUCGAGACAAGACUUUUCAGAGGAUCUUCGGUGA